GAACAACGAACGCUUACAUAUAUAAGCCCGUGGUACGAGUUCUCAACGAGUAAUCUUCGCUGGGGUAUCUCCUUUUGUUUUCAGUCAUUGUAUCAUGUUAGCUCGCACUCUCCUCAAGCCUUCCCAAUCUACAUACCGACUCACUAUCCGCGCCAUGUCCACCUCUGCAGAACAGCUCGUCAUCCCCUCUCGUUCUCCUUCGAACAACGUAGCCAUCUUGACCCUUAACAGGCCCAAGGCCCUCAACGCGUUGAGCACACCCUUGUUCAAUGCUCUCAACUCCGAGCUUGAGAAGGCCGAGACAGAUGAGAGUGUGAGGGCUAUCGUCAUCACCGGUGGUGACAAGGUGUUUGCUGCCGGUGCCGACAUUAAGGAGAUGAAGGACAAGGAAUUUGCUGAAGCAUACACUAGCAACUUCCUUGGAUCCUGGAACCAAAUCGCCUCUAUCCGCAAGCCCAUUGUCGGUGCUGUCGCCGGCUACGCCCUCGGAGGCGGAUGUGAGCUCGCCAUGCUCUGCGACAUCCUCGUCGCUUCUCCGACCGCCGUCUUUGGCCAACCCGAGAUCACACUUGGGAUUAUUCCAGGUAUGGGCGGCUCCCAACGCCUUACUUCCCUGAUUGGAAAGGCGAGGGCAAUGGACAUGGUCCUCACUGGGAGGAAGAUUGAUGCGGAGACGGCUGAGAGAUGGGGGUUGGUUAGCAGGGUUACGAAAGAAGGAGAGAGUGUGACUGAGGAAGCGGUGAAGGUGGCAGAGAACGUGAGCAAGUUUGGAAAGGUGGCUGUACAGGCUGGUAAGGAGGCCGUUAAUGGAUCUCUCGACCUUCCCCUCGAGCAAGGUCUAAGGCUCGAAAGGAGGCUCUUCCAGCAACUCUUCGCGACCAAGGACCAGAAGGAAGGUAUGGCUGCUUUUGCCGAGAAGAGGAAGCCUACUUGGUCCGACAAGUAAAUUGCUGGAUCGCCUAGAGUCGAAAGAAGAAAUAAUGAAAGAAGAAUAACGGUCAAGAAUUUUAUAUGCAAAAUCAUAUGCAUUUGAGUACUGUAAAUAAGUUUCUCGAAGGUAAAUGCGUGAUGACAUGAAUCGACAUUAAAGCG
This is a messenger RNA of Cryptococcus deneoformans JEC21, 1092 nucleotides long. RefSeq names its product enoyl-CoA hydratase, putative. Lineage: Eukaryota; Fungi; Basidiomycota; Tremellomycetes; Tremellales; Cryptococcaceae. The record is from RefSeq and is a predicted model, not a curated record. Gene Ontology annotation, cellular component: mitochondrion. Gene Ontology annotation, biological process: fatty acid beta-oxidation. Gene Ontology annotation, molecular function: enoyl-CoA hydratase activity. The transcript has 4 exons. Bases 95 to 946 code for a protein of 283 amino acids.